Molecule: messenger RNA, 831 nt
Organism: Aspergillus aculeatus ATCC 16872
Lineage: Eukaryota; Fungi; Ascomycota; Eurotiomycetes; Eurotiales; Aspergillaceae
Product: dodecenoyl-CoA isomerase
Exons: 2
Coding region: 1-831 (276 amino acids)
Biological process (GO): fatty acid beta-oxidation
Cellular component (GO): peroxisomal matrix
Source: RefSeq, a predicted model, not a curated record
AUGACCGACGAGAGCCUCAUCACAAUCACAUACCAAGGCCGAAUCGCCAUCAUCACUCUGAACCGACCCCAGAAACUCAAUGCCCUGGACCAAGACCUCUACUACCUACUGGGCGAACGGCUCCGCGAAGCCGACGCAAACAAGGACACCUACAUCACGAUCCUGACCGGCAAGGGACGAUUCUUCUCCGCGGGCGCCGACGUAACCAUCACCCGCCCCAACGGCGGCAGCCUGAACAGCAGCGCGCGCCGCGACCUCCUACGAGGGUUCGUGGCCAACAACCUAGACAUCACGCGGACGUUCGCGCACCACCGGAAGAUCCUGAUCGUGGCGCUUAACGGGCCAGCCGUGGGGCUGUCGGCGGCCCUGAUCGCGCAGGCGGACUUCAUCUACGCAGCGCCGCACUCCUUCCUGCUGACGCCGUUCUCCUCGCUGGGGCUGGUGGCCGAGGGCGGGGCGUCGCACGCCUUCGUCGAGCGGCUGGGCAUCGCCCGGGCCAACGAGGCGCUGCUGAUGAGCCGGCGCAUCCCGUGCGAGGCGCUGGUCGCGGCCGGGUUCGUCAACGCCGUGGUGACCCCGGAGUCCGGGCGCGCGGACGACUCCGAUGGGUUUUUGGUGAAGGUGCUCGCCGAGGUGGAGGAGCGAUUGGGCACGCAUUUGAAUCAGGAGAGUCUAUUGCGGAUCAAGGAGUUGGUAAGGCGGCCCGGGAGAGAGGUGCUUGAUCGGCAGAAUGGGUUGGAGGUGUUUGCUGGGUUGGAGCGGUUUCUCAGUGGGGUGCCGCAGGAGGAGUUUCGGAAGUUGGCCUCGGGGGAGAAGAAGCAUAAAUUGUAG